Molecule: messenger RNA, 363 nt
Organism: Paramuricea clavata
Lineage: Eukaryota; Metazoa; Cnidaria; Anthozoa; Malacalcyonacea; Plexauridae
Source: the annotation of a GenBank genome assembly
AUGGCCAAUAACGAAACAAAAAAUGUAUUUGGACGAGUGAGCAAAGGAACAAUUACCAAUAUAAAAGGAAAUACUAUUGCUAUGGAUAGUCAUGCUAUUCAAGGUAUAACAUGGAAUGAUCAUUUGUUAACACAAAUAUUUGGUAAUGGUACCGUCAACACCAACAAUGUAAACAAUACCCCACAAAAACUACCUUCAUAUCUAUUCGUCAAUGAUUUGGCACACUUGAAGGAGAACGUUCAGUUUUAUUUUCUGUGGGGAGAUAAUACAGAUAAUCAUACAAAAACCAUUGAGGGCUGGCCGCAUCAACGAUAUUUGGAUUUAUAUUUUAAUCUUUUUUUUUUUGAUGAAGAAGAAGUAUAA